AUGCCAGUAACAUCGUCCACUGAGGAACAUCCGGCCACAUCGGCAUCCGAUGAUAAUGGUGGCGACCCGGCAAUAACGCACCAACAAUUUUAUGACACAGCCAAGGAACACGUGCAAGGCAAACAACUUAAAUCCUUGACAGGGUACACUUCGGAACGCCUCCGAACGGUUGCCCGUGUCAUUCGCGGAAUGGCCUGCUCGGCGCAAUGCGCGAGGCCGAAUACUUUCUUCUUGCACGAAUCAUCAAACAAAAAGAGCUGGUCGUCGCCCGUCCGCGGACAAGGGCUACUGCUGCCGGAGACUCUGGAGGUGGAAACGGUGGAGGUUCGGUUGGAGGAGGUACUGGCGGAGGUGGUGCUGGAGGCUCUGGCGGCGGAGGCGGAGGAGGCUCAGCUGGGAGGAGGUACUGGUGGAAGUGCUUCUUUCGGAGGCAGUUCUGGAAAUGCUUCUGCUUCGACUUUGAGCAUCAGCAAUCCCACUCUCAACCUCAACCUCCUCAACAACCUCCAUCCCACCAUCAACCUUAGAUAG
Molecule: messenger RNA, 531 nt
Organism: Akanthomyces muscarius
Lineage: Eukaryota; Fungi; Ascomycota; Sordariomycetes; Hypocreales; Cordycipitaceae
Exons: 4
Coding region: 1-531 (176 amino acids)
Source: RefSeq, a predicted model, not a curated record